AUGACUAUACUUUCUGUUCAGUCCCAGAAAUCCUGGAUUGAAGGAGUAUUUGACAAGAGAGAAUGCAACAAAGUGAUACCCAGCUCAAAAGACCCUCACAGAUGUACUGGAGGGUGCCAAAUCUGCCAGAAUUUAAUCAGGUGUUACUGUGGACGAUUGAUUGGAGAUCAUCCUGGAAUAGCUUAUCCCUGGACCAUUUCAGCUUCCAUCAAUGAUGAAAAUGAACAAUGGUCUGUUGAAAAACACACAACAAAAAGCCCUACAGAUACUUUUGGCACUAUUAAUUUCCAAGAUGGAGAUCACAUCUACCAUUCCAAGUAUAUUAGGACUUCCUAUGAUACCAAGUUGGAUCAUCUGUUACACUUAAUGUUGAAAGAGUGGAAGAUGGAAUUGCCAAAGCUGGUGAUCUCCGUCCAUGGCGGUAUCCAGAACUUUAAAAUGCCCUCCAAACUUAAAGAGGUAUUCAGUCAAGGUUUGGUCAAAGCUGCAGAGACAACAGGAGCUUGGAUACUGACUGAAGGCAUUAAUACUGGAGUGUCCAAGCAUGUUGGGGAUGCCCUGAAAGCCCAUUCCUCCCAGUCCUUGCGAAAAAUCUGGACAGUUGGAAUCCCCCCUUGGGGUGUCAUUGAGAACCAGAGAGAUCUUAUUGGAAAAGAUGUGGUGUGCUUGUACCAGACUCUUGGUAACCCCCUCAGCAAGCUCACCACACUAAACAGCAUGCACUCACACUUCAUCUUGUGUGAUGAUGGGACUGUGGGCAAGUAUGGAAAUGAAAUGAAGCUCAGGAGGAAUCUGGAAAAGUACCUAUCUCUGCAGAAAAUACACAGCCGUACAAGACAAGGAGUGCCUGUGGUGGGUCUGGUGGUGGAAGGAGGUCCCAAUGUGAUCCUGUCAGUCUGGGAGACCGUGAAGGACAAUGACCCUGUGGUGGUGUGUGAAGGUACUGGCCGAGCUGCUGACCUCUUGGCCUUCACUCACAAACACUUAGCGGAUGAAGGGACUCUACGUCCCCAGGUGAAGGAAGAAAUCAUCUGCAUGAUUCAGACCACUUUUAACUUUAGUCUAAAACAGUCCAAACACCUCUUUCAGAUUCUAAUGGCGUGCAUGGCGCACAGGGAUUCUAUUACAAUAUUUGAUGCAGAUUCUGAGGACCAACAAGACCUAGAUUUAGCAAUCCUAACAGCUCUGUUGAAGGGCACAAAUUUAUCAGCAUCAGAACAAUUAAAUCUGGCAAUGGCUUGGGACAGAAUGGACAUUGCCAAGAAACAGAUUCUAAUUUACGGACAACAUUGGAAGCCUGGCUCACUAGAACAAGCAAUGUUGGAUGCAUUAGUGAUGGAUCGGGUAGAUUUUGUGAAGCUCUUAAUAGAACAUGGAGUGAACCUUCAUCGCUUUCUUACCAUCCCCCGACUGGAAGAGCUCUAUAAUACAAGACAAGGACCUACGAAUAUGCUCUUACAUCAUCUUGUCCGAGAUGUAAAACAGAAUACCCUUCUCUCAGUCUACAGAAUCACACUGAUGGACAUUGGAUUGGUAAUAGAAUACCUCCUUGGUGGAGCAUAUCGCAGCAGCUAUACUAGAAAAAACUUCAGAGCACUCUACAACAACCUCUCUAGGAAACACAAGCCUUCCCUUCACCGGAGAUGCACUUCAGAAAAUAGAAAUGAUUCUGCAGAAAGCACACUGCAUUCUCAGUUCAUUAGAACGGCCCAGCCUUACAAACUCAAGGAAAAGACUGUAGCCCUUCACAAAUCAAGGAAGAAGUCAAAAGAACAAAACAUAUCAGAGGACCCUGAGUCCACUGGCUUCAUUUACCCUUACAAUGACCUGCUGGUUUGGGCUGUGCUCAUGAAAAGGCAGAAGAUGGCCAUGUUCUUCUGGCAACACGGAGAGGAGGCCACGGUUAAGGCUGUGAUUGCCUGCAAACUCUACCGAGCAAUGGCCCAUGAAGCUAAGCAGAGCAAUAUGGUGGAUGAUGCCUCUGACGAGUUGAAAAAUUACUCAAAACAGUUUGGCCAGCUUGCCCUGGACGUGUUGGAGAAGGCAUUCAAGCAGAAUGAACGAAUGGCUAUGAAGUUGUUGACCUAUGAACUCAAAAACUGGAGCAAUGCUACCUGUUUGAAACUGGCAGUGUCUGGAGGCUUGCGACCCUUUGUCUCACAUACUUGUACCCAAAUGCUACUGACUGACAUGUGGAUGGGGCGCCUGAAAAUGAGGAAGCACUCUUGGUUAAAGAUCAUUUUAAGUAUUCUUUUACCACCCACCAUUCUGACACUGGAAUUUAAAAGCAAAGCUGAGAUGUCCCAUAUUCCGCAGCCCCAGGACUACCAAUUUACGUGGUAUUAUGGUGACCAGAACGCCAGCAGUACCAAAGACAAUGUUUGUAUGAAAGAUUGUGAUGUGGAAAGAGGCACAGAUGAGAAACUGGAUGAAAACCACCACUUUGAUUUAACGAGUGGGCCCAAAAGCCUUCCAUGGACCAGGAAGGUUUACGAGUUCUACAGUGCUCCUAUUGUCAAGUUUUGGUUUCAUACGAUGGCUUAUUUGGCAUUCCUCAUGCUGUUCACUUACACUGUGUUGGUAGAGAUGCAACCCCAGCCCAGCAUGCAAGAAUGGCUUGUUAUCAUUUACAUCUUCACCAAUGCCAUUGAGAAAGUCAGGGAGGUCUGUAUUUCAGAGCCUGGGAAGUUUAUUCAAAAGGUGAAGGUAUGGGUUAGUGAGUACUGGAACCUAGUUGGAACUGUUGCAAUUGUCCUGUUUUUAGUUGGUUUUGGCCUUCGGUGGGGUGAGCCUCCUUUUCACACAGCGGGAAGACUUAUCUACUGCGUAGACAUCAUAUUCUGGUACACACAACUACUGGACUUUCUUGCUGUGAAUCAACAUGCUGGUCCAUACCUGACUAUGAUUGCAAAAAUGACAGGAAACAUGUUCUACAUAGUGAUCAUGAUGGCCAUAGUCCUCCUGAGCUUUGGAGUGGCUCGUAAGGCCAUUCUUUCUCCAAAGGAGCCUCCAUCUUGGAAGUUAGCUCGAGAUAUUGUAUUUGAACCAUACUGGAUGAUAUAUGGAGAAGUCUAUGCUGCAGAUAUAGAUGUUUGUGAAAGCCAUAUAUCGUGUCCUCCUGGUUCUUUUCUUACUCCAUUCCUUCAAGCUGUCUACCUCUUCGUGCAAUACAUCAUCAUGGUGAACCUGUUGAUUGCUUUCUUCAACAAUGUUUACAUGGAUAUGAAGUCCAUGUCAGAUAAACUGUGGAAAUACAAUCGCUAUCGCUACAUUAUGACCUUCCACGAGAAGCCUUGGCUGCCUCCUCCUUUCAUUCUGCUGAGUCACCUGGGCCUCCUCAUCCGCCGCCUUUGCCAUCAUCAAGGUCCAAAUGACCAAGAAGAAGGUGAUGUUGGAUUAAAACUGUACCUGAGUAAUGAAGAUUUGAAAAAACUUCACGAUUUUGAAGAGCAGUGUGUGGAAAAAUACUUCCAUGAGAAGAUGGAAAGCUUGAAUUGUAGUUGUGAGGAACGAAUUCGAGUGACGUCAGGGAGGGUCACAGAGAUGUACUUCCAACUGAAAGAAAUGAAUGAGAAGGUGUCUUUUAUAAAGGACUCCUUAUUGUCUUUGGACAGCCAGGUGGGACACCUUCAGGACCUUUCUGCAUUGACCGUGGAUACCUUAAAAGUCCUUUCUGCUGUUGACACCUUGCAAGAGGAUGAGGCUCUUCUGACAAACAGGAAGCUUUCUACUUGCAGAAAACUUCCCCAUAGCUGGAGCAAUGUCAUCUGUACAGAGGUUCUAAGUAGCAUGGAGACCUCUGGAGAGAAGAAGUACCAGUAUUAUAGCACGCCACCUUCUUUGCUGCAGAGGUUGGCUAGAAGCCAACAUCAUCCAAAAGUGGAGAGGGGGCAUUUUCUUGAUAUUACAGACAAUCUGAGACAAGCUCCAAAUGUACGCAAUGAGCAGGAAGAGCAAGAAACAAAAAAUGGUACAGCUGCUUCUGGGGUGUACCUUAACUGGCAAGUGCAUCCAAAUUAUGGUCAAUUUCUCCAGGUUCCUACUUAUAUAAAGCAAGUUUCUUUUCCUUCAGAAAUGACUUUGUCUCUAUCCAGACCAUCUGAGGAAGCAGAGGCAGAUAUGCUGACAACUGAGCAGGUCAUCCAGAGUGAGGUCCCCUUUCAUCUGAACUGGCAGUCACCAGUUAUCUCAGACCAGGGGUUAAUAGCCGAACCCAAGGAGCAGUAUGUGACACUCACUCAGGCACAAGCCAAACAACACCAAGGGGAACAAAUUCUACCUAUCUUGACUUCCAAACCUGCACCCAUGAAAGCAACCUCGCUUCCUUCCCAAGUGGAGAGCAUGCGGACUGGAGGUGGAUAUGUGAACUGGGCAUUUUCAGAAGUCGAUGAAACUGGUGUGUGUAGCAUCAAGAAAAAAUGGCAAACUUACUUACCUUCCACUUAUAGCAGUGACUCAACCCAGAAUGGACCCUGCCAGAUGCAAAGCCGGGCCAGAUCCCUCUGUGAGAACCCAACAAGAUUGGCCCAAUGUAGUGAUUGCUCAGAGGUGGGACCAUGGUCCCAGCCAAACUCUUCCUUUUGGAUCAAUCCUCUCCGCAGAAACAGGUUCUUCAUUAGGAGCUAUAGUUUUAGAUUCCACAAAGAAGACAAAUUGAUAAAGACCUGUAAGAUUAAAAAUCUUUCACAAUCCUCAGAAAUAGAACCAUCAGCAUGGGCCAAAGCAAAAAUUGUAGCCAAAGACAGGAAAUUGUCAAAGAAAAAGAAGAAAGCACAAAAACUGGAGGUGCCAGUCAUAACAGUCAACACCUGCUCUCAAAGUGACCAACUGAAUUCAGAGCCAGGAGGAAACAGCAUCUCAAGAGAGGAGGAGUACAGCAAGAACUGGCUCACGGUGUCCAAAUUUAGUCAGAUAAGUUUAGAACCAUGUAUAUAUCAGAAAAUGAAAAGUAAAGAAACUGAACAGCAUGCUGUGCAAGUCAGUGAUUACCUAAAGCAGUCUCAACAGGAUCUAAGCAAAAACUCUUGGUGGAAUUCCAGGUGCAGCAAUUUCAACAGGAACUCCAUGUUGAGAAGUUCGAACGGAGUUGACAAAAUCUCAGCCUCCUUAAAAAGCCCUCAAGAGUCUCACCAUCAUUAUUCAGCCAUUGAAAGGAACAAUUUAAUGAGACUUUCUCAGACCAUACCUUUUACCCCAAUCCAACUGUUCGCAGGAGAAGAAGUGACUGUCUACAGGCUGGAGGAGAGUUCUCCUUUGAACCUCGACAAAAGCAUGUCCUCUUGGUCCCAGCGUGGGAGAGCGGCCAUGAUCCAGGUGCUGUCCCGAGAGGAAAUGGAUGGUGGUCUCCGCAAAGCCAUGAAAGCCAUCAGCACUUGGUCCGAGGAUGAUGUUCUCAAGCCAGGGCAAGUUUUCAUUGUGAAGUCCUUUCUUCCUGAGGUUGUGCAGACCUGGCAUAAAAUCUUCCAGGAGAGCACUGUGCUCCAUCUUUGCCUCAGGGAAAUUCAACAACAAAGAGCUGCUCAGAAACUGAUCUAUACCUUCAACCAAAUGAAACCACAAACUAUUCCCUAUGCACCCAGGUUCCUGGAAGUUUUCCUAAUCUAUUGCCAUUCUGCGAACCAAUGGCUGACCAUUGAGAAGUAUAUGACCGGGGAGUUCCGCAAGUAUAAUAAUAAUAAUGGUGAUGAAAUCGCUCCCAACAACACUUUGGAGGAACUGAUGUUGGCCUUCUCUCAUUGGACCUAUGAGUAUACCCGGGGAGAGCUGUUGGUUUUAGACUUGCAAGGUGUUGGAGAAAAUUUGACAGAUCCAUCUGUUAUAAAACCUGAAGACAAACGAUCAAGAGGAAUGGUGUUUGGACCAGCCAAUUUAGGAGAAGAUGCAAUUAGAAACUUCAUUGCAAAACAUCGCUGCAACUCCUGCUGCCGGAAGCUCAAACUGCCGGAUUUAAAAAGAAAUGACUAUAGCCCUGGAAGGAUCAAUCCCACCUUUGGACUUGAGACCAAACUAGAACCAAUGGAAGGGGUUCCAGCAAGGGAAAUGAGCAGUGAUCCCUUGGAAGACAUCACACGAUUGUAA
Chrysochloris asiatica (Cape golden mole) is the source of this 6078-nucleotide messenger RNA. It is a transcript of the gene TRPM6, whose product is annotated as transient receptor potential cation channel, subfamily M, member 6. Gene Ontology annotation, cellular component: apical plasma membrane. Lineage: Eukaryota; Metazoa; Chordata; Mammalia; Afrosoricida; Chrysochloridae. The record is from RefSeq and is a predicted model, not a curated record. Gene Ontology annotation, biological process: protein phosphorylation; monoatomic cation transmembrane transport; protein tetramerization. Bases 1 to 6078 code for a protein of 2025 amino acids. Gene Ontology annotation, molecular function: monoatomic cation channel activity; protein serine/threonine kinase activity; ATP binding. The transcript is spliced from 38 exons.